This is a messenger RNA of Anopheles moucheti, 4634 nucleotides long. RefSeq lists its product as uncharacterized. NCBI's taxonomy places the organism in Eukaryota, Metazoa, Arthropoda, Insecta, Diptera, Culicidae. The coding region runs from base 1149 to 3581 and encodes 810 amino acids. The record is from RefSeq and is a predicted model, not a curated record. The transcript has 10 exons.
CAGUGUUAGUAGGAUUGCUAGGAUAAUUGUAAAACAUUAAGCGAUUUAAUGUUUGCCAAUUGGUCGGUGUUCGGUGCGCAAGCAGAUUCACCAGUUGUUUCGCGUGUGGAAUAAGAUUCUUUCCCGCAGUGAGAGUAAUUCAGGCCCCAGGAGCUCGUCUUGUGUGUCCGAAUCCGUUGAUCGCCCGAAGGCCUUUCCCGGCGGAAGCAAUACGAAACCACCAACGACGGCAGCAGUGGCGGCAGAAUCUUUGAUGUGUUCUCAAGUGUGCGUGCGACGAGUGGUGCAUAAGUGAGCUUGUAUGUAGGUGGAGCGAAAGCGAGUGUAUGCAGUGAAAGGAAGACACCGUCUUCUUGAUCCUUCAACAUCAUCAUCACCAUUAUCGGCGUCACCCCUCCAUCCCGGUGCGGUGUGCGUUGGAGUAGAAGAGUGUGCCCGAGUAGUGGUGUGUGCUGACGGUGUGCGUAAAGAGUGUGUGUAGCGUGCGUUUCGAUUUUUUUAGUUUCGUUUGGUUAUCCUGUUGCCAUUUCGUUGUUCAUCGACGUCGUGCCAACGGUCGUGGCCCUGUUUUGAUUUGGUUUUGUACAAAAUCAGUGAUAACGAGGCAAAAAUAAGGGUCCCGCUAGUUGUUGGGCCAGUGCUGAGUAGAUUGUGAUACGAAACAAGGCCCUUUUGUGCUGUAAAUAUUAAUCGCAAGUAAAAUCAAUAGUGCGUGCGAGUGCGUGUGUAGCAACAACACACACCCGACGGGAUCAGCGUGUGUCACUGUUACGGGUAGCAACCGCCAUCAUCACGGAAGCACCGGGUGUACGUACGGUUCCCCUGCGCCAACGCUUGCAAGGCCCGCGAGGACGACGGUAGCAGGAAUAAGGCUUCCUGUACCAACCUCCCUUUUGAUCUGCACGAUCUGCAAAAUCUUUCCGGACGAAGAAAGGGGAAGAGAGGACACCGGAUAAAAACCGCGAACGGCGCGACGACUACAACCCGUUUCACAAUCACCAUCUUCCAGAAGGCUAUCUGUACCGGAUAUAACGGCGGAGCCUGUUUGCGAAGUGCGCCGCGUGCUGGUAAGGAGGAGCAUCCAACAGAGGACAACGCGAAAAACACAACCUAACCCGAAACAAACAACCCCCAGCAACAACAGCAGGAUGGAUUGCAAACGGAUUUUGCGCUGCUCGACACUAGUCGUGCUAGUUUCAGUCACCCUAGUAUAUGCACAAAGCUCAGCAAAAGGUGCACACAAGCGGGAUCUGAACAAUCUGUACCAAGUGAUCUAUUACGGUGACUCGCAGGUCGAGGUCGGCAAACCGUUCUCGAUCUCGUGCAUCAUCAGCAUCGCCAACCCGGUCGAGUGGCACAAGGACGGUGAACCGAUCCGGAAGCACAGCAACAUCCGUCACGGCAAGGACGAGCAUAGUUACAUCGAAAGUGAGAUGGGGAUCGCAGGAAAUCGGGACAAAAUAGAAGCAUCGAUCAGCGUACAACGCGCACUGCCGAAGCAUCAGGGCAAGUAUCAGUGUAAUGCGCUGUAUAAAAACUACCAUCAGCUGUACGUGUACCGGAAUGGAACGCUACUUGGCCACAGUGCAUCUUCCACGACUGGCACCGGCACCGGCAUAUCGUCACGUAAUGGUGGUGAGAAGCAUCGCGAGGAUAUGCAGCUAAUGUUGAGCACGGUGAAGUCAACGCUCGUUGCACCGUUAUCGGUCGAGCAUCACCAUUUUACUACGGCCGUAGCACUAGCGCCCGGUCCUGCCAUAAUAGACGAAGAGUUCCCCGGUGGAUCCUUGGAGCGUGAGCACGACCGGGACCGGGACUCGCAGAAAUCUUCCGCCCACAGUCCGCACCACCAUCGACAGCAAGCGGGCGCGGGCCACCGGCACCAUCCCGGCGGUUCGGCGGACAAGAAGCUAACUUCCCCGGGCAAGGACGAUUCCAAACGCUUCGUGAGUCAAAAGACUUCGGUGGAGCAGGACUCGCUACUGCCGGACGAGGACGGAGUGCUUGUGGAGCAAACUGUGGAAGAUUUGGAAGAUUAUUCCCCGGUGAUGCUGCACACCGAUAAGUCUUCCGCUGCUGCUGGUAAGCCGAAGCAUUCGACCAGCGGCAGAAUGCAACCACCACCGCCGCCACUGAUGGAAACGCGCGACGACGAUGAGGACGGCGAACCGUUGCCCGAUGGUGCGCGGGACAUAAUUAAUCUCGAUCCGUUAGCCGCGGCAGAGCACAUGGAGGACCUCGUUGAACCGGAUACCGAAAUUGUUAUCGAAAGCAAGGCGAUCUCGCUGGAGGACGAUAAUAUCGAUAGGUUGAUCCAGAACAAGAGCGACAUUAACGGCAUUAUUCUGGUGGACAGCUUGGAGGAGUUAACGGCGCACAAGACGGCACCCGGCGAGGAUGGCAGCACUGCCCUAAUGCUGUCCCCUACCGAUGGGACUGUGCAGCGAGUCGGUGGGAAUGUCUCCAUUGGAGGUUUGCCAGGGGCCGCAAUCGACAGCACCAGCAUUGCAUCGAAGGCAGUACCGAAGGAGGACAGCCUUAUCAUCAAUCCCGACUCCUCUACCGUUGCACCACCACCACCACCACCGAUGGGACCGGAUCAGGAUAAUGCGGUCCACCAUCAUCAUCACCAUCAUCACGAACAUCACACUACCACCACAACCACAGCGACAACAGUGACAACCACUCCAACAGCAGCAACUACUACUGCUACUACCAUCACUACUACUACUACUCCCACUACUAGCAUCACCACUAGAACAGCGACGGUGGCAACACCGCUCACUACCACUGCUGCCGAUGUUCUGCUGCCUAACUAUGACCAUGCCAGCACUAGUUUAAAAAUAUUCGAUAUCGCAAAAUCAGUCACGCUCGGUUGUAACGUUACACAGGAAGGAAAUUUUGAUUUAAGUUGGGCAAAAGACGGUAAGAAUGUAAGUGAGGUCGAAUCGCUAAAAGAUCGCUUUAAGCUACUGCCGGCGGAGCGAAAGCUCAUCAUCAGUCGGGCGUUGGAAACCGAUGCCGGACAGUACACGUGUAGCGUACCACAAUUGGGUGUAUCUAAAAAUUUUAACGUAGUUGCUAAUGUUGUUGUUAAAUUUGAAAGCACAGAAAUAGGCAAAACUAACAUAGUGGAGGGAGAACGGUUGACGCUCCACUGUAUAGCUUUCGGAACGGAUCCUAAAAUUUCUUGGAAAGUUGGCAACAAUACUUACAACGCGUCGUCAGAUCACAUCGUGCUGGAGGCGGACGAAAGGGGCGUUGAGAACGCUAAGCUUAUCAUCGAUAGCAUAAGGCUAACCGACUAUGCAGAUUACACCUGCGAGGCGCGAAAUAAUGCCUCCGAUUUCACGGGCAAACCGGCACAGGUUAUGAUUACCGUUAGAGUUAGAGGAAAAUACGCCGCACUUUACGUUUUCUUGGGUAUUAUUGUGGAAGUUGUUUUACUGUGUGCGAUUAUUUUAAUAUGCGAAAAAAGACGUAACAAGACAGAGAUUGAGGAAAGUGAUACCGACCAGAGUCCCGACCAAAACAAGAACGGCUACCACGGUAAUGAAUCCGAGCUACGCCAAAGAAAGUAAAGCCUAGAGCAAAAAAAGGUAGCCUGCGCACGUGCGUACGCGCGUGUACAAUUCGCGCAUGGUUGUUUUUUUUAUCCUAAAAGCGUAAGAGCCCAAUCCGAGUGGGUGUGUGGGUACCGUUGUUUUUGGUACCGUUUGGCAAUCUUGAAAUGAAGAUUGUCCCUUUUCCCACCCGUUUCGCCGCCGGUGUAAUAUUUUUCUUCCUUUUAAAAACAAUUUUUGUCUCGCGUGAGAUAACCGUAACCCCGCAACGCAAUGGAACACGAUUAUUAACCUGUACCCGACCCCAUAUUCGCACACCGUGCGGCAACCGUACAGCAGUUUCACUUUCCCUCUCCAGCGUACACCGAGUUAGAUUUUGAGUAGGCUACCAGUUACUUUCCACGCUUGGCUAUCCUUGUGCUCGCCUACCACCUUGUGCACUUUAGUGUUGCCAAAACACUGUCCAACCUGCAAACUGUUCUAAUCGUAUUCUAAUUUACUAAGUCUUCGCAUCUAGCCAUUACUGUGUUUGGCUUUUCUAUGGUGCGAUGGCUCAUGCAAAACAGUACCAAUUAUGCAUCUGCUUUGGACUUAUGGAAUUCUUUUUAUCGCAAAACAAUAGCUAGAAAAGAUGUUACGCUUUGAAACAAAUGGAACAAAUUUUCUAAACUACAGAAACAACAAUUACAUUGCGCAGAGCAGAGCAAAGCGGAGGACACCGUUCCUCCGAUGAAUUAAUCGAUAUGAACAUAUUUUUUUUAUAUAGUUUAGUACAGGCGUAUUUUUUGUUUCGUUUCUCUUUCGCGCGUGUUGUUUUGUUUAUCAACUUUCAUUUAUAGUAAGCAAUUAGACGCAGAUGAGUAGAUAGCCUUGUCGACCAUACGACCGUGCGAUUGUUGCCAGAACCCUGUUGUUGAAAUUUGUUAAUAAUAUCAGUAUUUAAAAUAUCGCGAAGCACAGCAAAGAAUUUCGCAGUAAAGAGAACCACACGAAGGGUACGAACAACCGCACCGAGCUGUAUUUAGUAACGAUUAGAAUCUCAAAUAAAAAGUAUGUUUUCUUCUAACAGUA